Messenger RNA from Fusarium proliferatum ET1, 717 nucleotides. RefSeq names its product 37S ribosomal protein S10, mitochondrial. Gene Ontology annotation, molecular function: structural constituent of ribosome. Bases 1 to 717 code for a protein of 238 amino acids. The transcript has 3 exons. The record is from RefSeq and is a predicted model, not a curated record. Gene Ontology annotation, cellular component: ribosome; mitochondrion; small ribosomal subunit. Lineage: Eukaryota; Fungi; Ascomycota; Sordariomycetes; Hypocreales; Nectriaceae. Gene Ontology annotation, biological process: translation.
AUGAUGCGCCAAAGUAUUAGACCCUUGCGGGCUUUCUCGUCCGAGGUGUCAUGGAUUGCCCGCCGAACACAGGCCUCACUGGCUAAGCCGGAAGAUCUGACCCCAAACAAAGUGGAGGAGUCACAACCAGAAAAAGCUCCUGAACUUCGAUACCCUCGCUCCAUCCAGGCUCUACACCUCAAGCCUCUAAAGCGCGAGGCCGAGCACGGCAUCCCCUCAUGCGACCUUCAGCUCCGAUCCUACAGCGUCCAGCCUCUCGAAUUCUUCUCCGACUUUGCCCUCCGCGCCGCCUACUACCUCGGCCUGCCCGCCUACGGCCCCGUGCCUCUCCCCCGCAUCACAGAGCGUUGGACCGUCCCCCGAGACAACUUCAUCUUCAAGAAGUCGCAGGAGAACUUUGAGCGAAAGACGCUACGACGGCUUAUACAGAUCCGCGACGGUAACCCCGAGACGGUGCAGCUGUGGCUGGCGUACCUGCGCAAGCACCAGCUCUACGGCGUGGGAAUGAAAGCCAACAUGUGGGAGUUUAGCGAGCUGGGCGUCGGUAAGAAGAUGGAUGCGCUGCCGGAGGCGGAGAAGGGUGAGAUUGAUGCCAAGUGGUCGCAUCUUGGACAGACGAAGACGAUUGGCACGGUGGAAAAGGUUGAGGAGUUGCUUAACCAGCGGAGGUUCCGUGAGGCUGCUGGCUUGAGGGUCCCUCCUACGACGAGCGUGUAA